Acanthoscelides obtectus is the source of this 4459-nucleotide messenger RNA. Lineage: Eukaryota; Metazoa; Arthropoda; Insecta; Coleoptera; Chrysomelidae. The record is from the annotation of a GenBank genome assembly.
UAUCACAUCUUAACAGUCAGUGAUGAUAUAUUGUGAUAGUGUGUAAGAAACAUGGGGAACUGUCCGACUUGCUCUUAUAGCGGUGGGUAUUCGAUUAGUAACGGUAAAAUCAUUUCAACUAUUGGUGAUGGACAUGUGCCCAUUCAAGAUAAAUCCAACUCAAAUGGCAACCCCGUGAAAGUAGUAUAUUUUGAUUCAAUGACUUCAAUGGCAGGUAAGAAGAACGAUGUUGCUGAUGAUGCGGAGAUAAAACCAGACCAAGACACAACAGAGACUGAUAGCGAUGUUCAGCUUAGGAAAAAUUCAAAGACUUCUGAAGAGAGAAGACCAGCUGUAUUCUCAGAGAUCGUGAAAUUUGAUGAGAAUGACGAUAUAACACUGCCCUCGUAUCCCAAAAGCCCUGAGGAUGAGCAGCUUAUUAGAGAUGCAAUAGGAAGAAACGACUUUCUAAGCAAGAUUAUAUCAGGAACACGACUGGACGAUGUAGUUCCAGCUUUCUAUAUGAAAGAAGUGUCAGCAAAAGAAACUGUUAUCAAACAGGGUAACGAAGGCUAUCACAUGUAUAUUUCAAUAUCGGGCAAGUACCAGAUCAUUGUGAAUGGUAAAAUAACGGAGCAGUUCGACGAUGUAAGAGUUUUUGGGGAGCUGGCAAUUCUUUACAAUGCUAAAAGAAUGGCAACAAUAAAAGCAAUCACAGAAGGAAAGGUGUGGGUCCUGGAUAGCAAUGUAUACCAAAAAAUCACUCAAAAGCAUAAUAUCAAAGAAGCGGAUGAAAUCAUGCAAUUUUUAUUAAACAACAAAACUCUGAAUGUCAUAGGAAAGGAUGCAUUGCAGAUUAUGUCAACUUCUUUAAAAACAGAAAAGUUUUUGCCCGGUGCAGUAAUUGUUAAACAAGGAGAUAAAGGAAACAAAUUCUACAUAAUCCGAGCUGGCACAGUGACAAUCACUAAAGAUGGAGAAGGUGUAGUAGGAGUUUAUAAGAAAGGCGACUGCUUUGGAGAAAUAGCACUACUAAAAGAAGACUGCCGAAAAGCCACGGUAACAGCUGAUCAACCCAUGGUUGAAUGUUUGACCCUGGCUAGGAAGGAGUUCAUAGACAUAUUCGGGGAAAUGGGCGAAAUAUUCCAGUACGUUUAUGUUGAUAAGCCCAAAUCGUCUAUAACUGAAGCACGAGUGGAGUACGAAGACGUAGAUUUGAAUGAUGAUUUGGAUCUCGUUGGGACUCUAGGCGUUGGUGGAUUUGGCAGGGUAGAGCUUGUACGACAUAAACAGAGGGCAGAAUUGCAAUUUGCACUGAAAUACAUCAAGAAAGUAGACAUAGUCAGAAUGGCGCAACAGGAACAUGUAUUCAACGAGAAAAACCUACAGAUGAAAUGUCGUUCACAAUUCAUCGUUAGAUUGUACAGGACAUACAAGGACAAGAAAUACAUAUACUUUUUAAUGGAAGCUUGUCUGGGAGGAGAAUUAUUUAAUGUAUUACAUAAACAAAAGAAUAAGCGAUUUGAUGAAGAUAGUGCUAAAUUCAUAUGUGCGUGCGUUUUGGAAGCCUUUGACUAUCUCCAUUCUAGGGGCAUAAUGUAUAGAGACUUGAAGCCAGAAAACUUAGUAUUUGCACGCAAUGGCUAUAUCAAAUUAACUGAUUUCAGCUUUGCGAAAGAAAUUGUUGAUAGACAUAAGACAUAUACUUUUGCGGGAACCCCCGAAUAUGUAGCACCUGAGAUAGUACUGAAUAAGGGACAUGACAGAGCCGUAGACUACUGGGAGUACGGAAUAUUUGUUUUCGAAAUGCUCACAGGAAAAACACCAUUCCGUUCAAACGAUCCAAACAAUUACAAAACUUACACGAAGAUAUUGAGUGGAAUUGAAAGUGUGCAGUUUCCUACAUACAUGGGAAUUAGGCCGAGAAAUCUGAUUGAAAAGUUGUGUAAAACGGUACCAUCAGAACGUUUGGGCAUGCAAAGAGGCGGUGUGAAAGACAUAAAAAACCACAAAUGGUUUUCCGGCUGGGAUUGGCAAACUUUCAAAAAUUGUGAAAUACCAUCCCCAUUCAGGUCAGCCUUAAUCAACAGUAAUGGAAUAACAAACUUCCCGAAGUACCCGAAGGAUUACGAUAUUCCUGAAGAUGAAACUAGUGGCUGGGAUGAGCAUUUCUGAUUCCGACAAAAAACAACGAUGCAGGGAGUUUUUUACGACUUGAAUAAUGCUAAAUGAGCGAUUCAAAAAAAUUUCAUAUCAAUGAGAGAACGACAAACUUUUUAUAAUGAUAAUUCCAUUUUAUGCUGUUCAAAAAGUAUUUCAAACUCUAGCAUGUUCACACAUCAAAAACGUGUGGCACAAAUGGCAUAAUUUUUCUGAGACGCGAAUGGUGAAAUAUCCAACCAUCUACUUACGCAGAGAUCAUUUAACGAUUAUGAGUUUGAAAAGCCAGUUAAUAAACAUCAGUAUAUCUUGUACUUGUAGAUAGAUACAGGAUCCGCCGAGGUUCCUUGUGUAUUUAAUGUUUACAAGCGAGAUGUAGGUAUGUUAGAGCGAGAGCGCGAUUAAAGCGUCACCAAGGACGCAACCAAGGGAAGGCAAGGGGAGUAGCUGCCUCCUUUUCCCUAGCUCGGCAAAAAUUAAAUGGAGAGAACAUGUUUUACAAAAAUUAAAUUAUUCAUGUACAGGGUUCUCCACAACCUGAACCAUCUAUUAGAUGAGAAAUUAUUAGGAUUUUUUUUAGGAAUUACUAAAAGCAUAUGUUACGUGUGUUUCAAAUUCGAACAUCGCAUUUGGGAUUGCGGAAACGGUAAAGCUAAUGUCGCACGAUCAUUAUUUAUUGUGGUCCGUACCAUCAGUGAUUUCUGCUUAACAUUAUGCAUCAACAAUUACUGACGCAUAAAUAUACGACGAGGAGUACUUUAUGAGGGCAAGUUUAGAAAUUCAAAGUAUUUCCGAAGUCGUUUUUAUUUUUUCCUGGCUUUAGUCCGAAACAAAACUUCCACAUUUAAAACAAAUUACACAGUAACAUUAUAACUUUCUCUUCUACACGGUGGCAUAAUUAGAAUUUCGAUCUGACGUUACAGCUCUCAGUUUUUUUAAAUUAUAUUGUUUUCGAUGCCUUCAUGAUUACCCUUAAAUAAUAUCUAAUAAUAUCUAUAAAUGAGUUACAUUAUGUUGUUCCUCAUUCGAUGUGUUUAGACCACCUAUAUGAAGUUAGACACUCGAAGUUUUUUAUAUCAAUGUGUAACAUGUAACAAUUCUAUGAUAUAAAUGACUAAAGCUUAAUUUCAAGACUUACUCAAAAAAAGUUAUAAUAAUUAUAACACAUUAAAAGCUAUUCGCAUAUGCAAGAAUGGCAUACAUAAGAAAAAUCAAAGUCAAUGUUUUUUUUGUGAUACCUUGCAGAGAUCAAAAAGUGGCAAUGUCAAUUUGCAGUUCAUUUUGAAAUGCUAUCUCAAAUAAUAUAUAAACUUAGAAACAAUUUUGGGAAAAAUUCGUUCCCUUUUCCAUGUAUCUCUGGAUAUAAUGGACGCGUCAAAACUUUUCAAAUGCAUUUUCUAAAAUAUAUGAAUGCGCAACUUUGUCACCAUUUAACCGACCCGUAUCUCUUACUGUUUCAGAGAUGACAAUGGUGAAAAUGUAACAAAUUUCUUUUUCACAUUUGGCUCUUUGACGAAAUUUCAAGUAAUUGUAGACAAACAACGAAUAAAUAUGGAUAAAGAGAAAUUAUUACCGAAAAAACUUCUUCCUUUGAAGUGGCAUAUUAGUAUAUACUAAAAGAUACGGCGUUCCAUUUGUAAUGUUUUGUCGGUAUGAAUCAACCUGUAGGGAACGGUAUAUUCCAAGUAGUCCACAAUUCUUGUAAAUGAACAAUUUUUCGCAAAAACCAAUUGACUGUUGCAUCAAACUGGACAUACCCAUUUAGAAGGUGUUUUAAUCCCUUUCCCACUUUCUUCUAUAGACUUUGAAGUUUGAUAUAAAAAUUACCCAGAAUUUUUUAUCUCGGCAUGAGGGGCCUUUGCAUUCACUCUAAAGAAUAUAUAAAUCCUUCUGUACAAUUUCUUUUACAACAGGUUUAAAUGUCUCAACUAGUUUUCCAUAUCCAUAUACAUUGUCAAAUCAUCGUGGAAAACUAUGUAUAAAUGAAAUGCAAAUAGAAAGAAAAUUAUCAAGCAUAGUUAUGUGGAUAUGGUUUGUAGAACUUGCACCAAAACAUUAUUUGAAGCUUCCAUUUUGAGCCGAGUACGCCCUUGCUCAUCACCAUGACAUGUGUGGAUGUUUCAUCCACGCUCUCGUUCUAAAAUACGCUAUCUCACUUGUACACAUUAAAUAGGGGACAGCAAUGAUUCUCUACCGAUUCUGUAUAUUUGAUGGGCUACAGCAAUCAGACAAUGUAGAUAUUGAAAAUACGGUGCUAUUUUUUCCUAUUGUAUUUACAAAGUACAUUUUAUUAAAAUAAAUAUUCUUCUACAAAUACCUA